CGGCCGGUUUCAGACGCGCUUUUUCUCCGCCGCUUCCUCCCUGGAACGAAAAGUUUAGUGUAAUCUUUCGAACUGUUGUGUUGUGUGCUGUUCUUCGUCAAGUGCGUUUCACCAGAAUCGUCUCGCUAGUGGAAGCGGAAAACAGGAGAUACAGAAAACAUACAUUUUUUGACUGGGACCUUUUCCCGGACGGAAAAAAGAAACAGUGAGGAUAAAAAAACGGUGAAACAACGCUCCAAGGUGUGAGAAGACGGCGGUCAACCGGGCAAGAGAAGAAAGCUCCAGUUGGCGAAAAGUGUCGUCCCAUUCACUGGGCGAACAAGUGCUCAAAGCUUGGUUCGCCGUGCAAAAGUGAUUGUAGCUGCAGUUGAACGACUGGAAGAAGAUAAGCCGGAUCGGAUAACGUCCCAUUCCCGUUUCCUGGUGGAGUCAAGAAGAGCAGUGAGCAACCAUGCGGAUAGUGUCGCUUUGGACCCUGGUGACAUUGUCGUCGCUUUGUUCGGCCGCCGACAUCCUAAUGAUCACGAUGGGUGGCACAAAGUCGCACAAGAUUCCAUUCUGGGAGCUGGCCAAAGGCCUGAUACCGAGGGGUCACAACAUCACGUUUCUGAGUGGCUUUCCGGCGGAUUUCUCCUACAAUGGGCUGCAAGAGGUUACACCAUCCGGGCUGGUCGAAUUCAUCCGGAACUACACCAAUUGGGAUCUGCUGGGCGCUCGAAUGCGGGGUGAUCUUCCCCUGUCCCUGUGGGACGUCUUUCGCUACUCGUGGCAGGCUUGCGACGCCACUCUGGAAGACAAGGAAACUAUGGACCUACUGGGCCGUAAAUUCGACUUACUCAUUUUGGAUGGAGCUUACCCGGAGUGUGCGUUGAGUUUGGCCUAUAGAUUAGGGGCGCCUUACAUGUACAUCAACACCGUGGGCUUCUACACCGGAACGAUGGCACUGGCAGGUAAUCCGGGACCGUAUUCGGUUACUCCGGUGUUCUAUCGACCGUUGACUGACGAUAUGGACUUCUUCGAGCGGCUCAUGAACAGCAUAUUCCAUUUGACGAUACAACCGGUUUACAUGUCCAGCAUAAUGCUGCUGCAAGCGAUCGUCCGGCGUCACCUUGGCGCGGACAUUCCACACGUGUGGGAUCUCUCGCGGAACGUCAGCUUCAUUCUGCAGAACGGCCAUGCCACCGUGACCUAUCCUCGACCUUUGCUGCCGAACAUCGCCGAGAUCGCGUGCAUCCACUGUAAACCGGCUGGACCGCUGCCGAAGGAUCUGGAGGACUUCAUCGCCGGAGCCGGUGAGUCCGGUUUCAUCUACGUGUCGAUGGGAUCUUCGGUCAAGGCCGCCAACAUGCCGGAUCAUCUGAGGAAAUUGCUGAUCCAAACCUUCUCCCGGUUGCCGUACCGAGUGCUUUGGAAAUACGAGGCCAGUUCUUCCAUGCUGACUGACCUGCCACCAAACGUGAAACUCGGUCGUUGGUUACCCCAGCAGGACAUUCUGGGUCACCGGAAGCUACGAGCUUUCGUGACGCACGGUGGACUGCUCAGCAUGUUCGAAACCGUGUACCACGGAGUUCCGGUCGUGACGAUGCCGGUCUUCUGCGAUCACGAUGCCAAUGCUGCCAAGGCGGAAACCGAUGGCUAUGCGCUCCAGCUGGAUCUGGAGACGUUGACCACGGAGAAGCUGGUGCGGGGGAUUCACCGCGUGAUACACGAUCCCAAGUUCCGCAAUGAGGCCAAACGACGACAGAUGCUGCUGAAAGACACACGGACGACUCCUCUGGAGACGGCGAUCUACUGGACCGAGUACGUUCUGCGGCAUAACGGAGCCUAUCAUCUGCAGACGCCGGCCAGGAAUCUCUCCUUCUUCGCCUACUACGGUUUGGAUGUGAUUUGUUUCUUCCUGGCCGCUGCCUAUCUCCUUCGACUGAUGGUGCGACGAGUGCUGAAGCCCCAAAUCAUUCAACUUACUAAGGAGAAGAUUCACUAGCACCCCGAAAAUGGACGACCUCCCAGGAAAAAACAGAGAAGUGGAAAAAUCGCGCAAACGCUUACACCAAAAUAUCAGUCGGCAAUGUAAAUGUGACCCACAGACAGUGAGAUGAUGUAGGACAGUGAAAAAUCGUUCCAACAAAAGAAAAAAAAAUACAAAAAGAUUUCUCCCCCACGUAACUCCUAACGAUUGUCAAAUCCAACAUUUGGCAGACCAAAUCCUCAAGAUAAACGAUUCCACGAACGAUGAUCUGCUCACCCUCAGUGCAAAUACAAAUUAAACAACAGGUAAACGAUAAAAAAAUUCCAACCGAAACAUUUUGAUAUUGCCAAACCCCGGAUUCGCGAAUCAAAAUGCUACAGCGCCACAGUGGGGCGAAAUCCGACACACAAUCGCAUUUAUUUCGUGUCACCAGAUUCAAAAGGUGUAAGCAGACUUUUUUAUGUCAAAAACUGGGGAAUCGGAUGGCGCAAUUAUUAUCCAUCGUAUGCCACUACAAGUGCGCCAUUUACCAUGUUCUCUCCUUUUUGUAAGAAAAUUUGAGUUAUUCCCGAUAUAAAAUACAAAUCUCGAU
Molecule: messenger RNA, 2561 nt
Organism: Aedes aegypti (yellow fever mosquito)
Lineage: Eukaryota; Metazoa; Arthropoda; Insecta; Diptera; Culicidae
Gene: Ugt50B3
Product: 2-hydroxyacylsphingosine 1-beta-galactosyltransferase
Exons: 8
Coding region: 452-1984 (510 amino acids)
Molecular function (GO): UDP-glycosyltransferase activity
Source: RefSeq, a predicted model, not a curated record